GGAGGAAUUGUUAACAAAAACAGAAAACAGAUUUCUCUUCUCUUCUCUAAUAUCUACUGCACCACGCCUUGCCUUCUCUUGUUCCCUUCAAACCCUAAACCCCAACUUCUUCUCUCUCUCUCUCUCUCUCUCUCUCUGAAUGGACUUCUUCAAAUCUGUCUUCUCAGACGAUCCAGAACCGCCAAGCUCCCCGCCAAAAUCACAGGACCAUCCCAAUCCAAACCCUUCAAUGUCUGCAAUUACUAACGCUUGGUCAUUCGGUGGUUUGAUCAAAACCAUAGCGUCCAAGUCGGAGUCGGUUAUCGACACCUACCGGCGCGAUCUCGAGGAGUUCGGUUCCGGCCUGAGGAAAGAGACGGCGGCGAUCGGCGAAGUAGCCAGCCGCGCCGUGAAGGACCUCCCGAGGUCGUUCGAGUCCGGGGCGGUCAAGGCGCAGGGGUCUCUUGAAUCGGUGGGGCUAACAAUCGAUCAUCUCGGCAACACCGUGUCUCAGAUCAUUUCUCACGGUACGGACUCGAUUCUCGAUAGCGAUAGCGAUCCCGAUAGUGAAGCUUCUGAUGCUAAGCAGAUUGGUAGAAAUGAGUGUUAUUCAAGGCCUAAUUGUAGGGCUGAUACUGAAAUUCGAGCGAUUCAGUGUGAUCUGAAUACGUAUUGCGAGGAACCGGAGGAUUUGGGGGAGUACAAUGAGUGGAGAUUAGGGUUUGAUCUGGAUGAGAAAGGUGGGGAGAUUGAGAAUUUGAUUGAAGAGAAUGGGGUGAUUGGAGAGAUCUGCGAUGAGGUUGUUCCAAGUAGGGUUGAUAAGGAGACUUUUUGGUAUAGAUACUUCUAUAGGGUUUACAAGCUUAGGAAGGCAGAGGAAGCAAAAACUAGGGUUGUGAAGAGGGCGAUUUCGGGGGAUGAGGAGGAAGACUUGAGCUGGGAUGUCGAUGAUGAUGAUUAUGAAGACAGUGAUAGGUCUACCUUGAAGGGUGUUCCGAAAGAACAAGUUCAAGAGAUUGAUUCUUCAGAAAAGUCUAUCAAUGAUUCUGGGCAUGGGAGCAAAGAUAAGACUUUAAGAAGUGAAGAUGAUGAAAAGGGUCAUGGAAGAUUGUGUUUAGAUGGGUCUGAAUCUGGUGAGAGUAAGUUGGAUAGCAAAAUUGAUGAUAAAUUGGGUUCUGAAGGAAAGGCUGAAAAUGGUGGAUCCUGCAAGGAUAGUGACUUUUCGGUUGUGUCAAGCCAACCAUCAAUGCCUGAGGAAGAAGAGCUUUGUUGGGAUGAGAUCGAAGAUAUAGCAAGAGCAGAUGAGGUCAAGGUGCCUGCAAGUGGAAGCCCAACUCGAGCCGAUUUGCGCAAGAGGCUGAGUGCCAUGGAGGAAGAGGAAGACCUCACUUGGGAUAUUGAAGAUGAUGAUGAGCCGAUCAAGUCAUGAUUAUAAUUGCUUUUCACAACAUUAAAUACUCACUCACUGGCAUUCUGGAAUUACUCUCUUUCUCUCUGUUUCCAAAUGUUGAUGUUUGUGUCAUUGUCAUAAACUUUGUUGGGUACUUGCUUCUCUUUUUUAUUCUAUUUUUUCUUUUUCUUAUCGGAAGUUAAUCUUGGGCACUCUCUUGUAAACUAAAAUGCAAGUACAUAAAUGUUCUGAACAAAUUCAGAUCAGAUGGCCAUAUAAAUGUUAUUAUGUUGAUUUGCAUUGUUUUAUUUUGGAGG
Messenger RNA from Diospyros lotus (date-plum), 1686 nucleotides. RefSeq lists its product as uncharacterized. Gene Ontology annotation, cellular component: cytoplasm. The transcript has a single exon. The coding region runs from base 140 to 1408 and encodes 422 amino acids. NCBI's taxonomy places the organism in Eukaryota, Viridiplantae, Streptophyta, Magnoliopsida, Ericales, Ebenaceae. The record is from RefSeq and is a predicted model, not a curated record.